Messenger RNA from Pollicipes pollicipes, 1596 nucleotides. RefSeq names its product alpha-(1,3)-fucosyltransferase 7. The record is from RefSeq and is a predicted model, not a curated record. Gene Ontology annotation, cellular component: membrane. Lineage: Eukaryota; Metazoa; Arthropoda; Thecostraca; Pollicipedomorpha; Pollicipedidae. Gene Ontology annotation, molecular function: fucosyltransferase activity. The transcript has 4 exons. The coding region runs from base 278 to 1558 and encodes 426 amino acids.
GUCAGAAACGCCGCGCGUGUGCCACUCCGCCAGCGCCGGGAGUCGUGCGGCGACCGUGGUCUUCAGCUGACGAACACCGCGCUGUCCUUCCCACCCCGACUCCUACCAUAUCCCCACUUCAUGAGCAGAGCAUUAAUCUGACAUCGCUAGUGGCUGAGAGCCGGUGAGCAAUAUCUGGCAUACAACAUUCCCUCUUAACUGCCAAGCAAGGACUUAAAUUGGACGCUAUACGUGAUGCACGUUAGACGCUAAAACACAGACACGUUUUUAUAUUGAUAUGGCGCUGCAGCAGCGGCACGUCUUACUUGCUUUGAGUAGGUUGUAUGGAAACAUUGCACUAUGUGUCGCGUCCCUAAUUUGUGUACUGACUUCAUUUGUUUACAUUUUCCAAGGAAAUGUGAUUCGAUGGCCGCCAAGGGCGCCAUACUUCGGGAAAACGGUGGGCCCUGUCGAUAACACGCGCAUCCCAGAUUAUCUCAGCGCAUUUAAAACAGCGAAGUCAAAGAAAAUCCUUUUCUGGACACCCUUUUGGACGUCGUAUAGGGACUGGCCGCAUUUCUUUAACGCCAUGACCGCAGGUGAGUGUCCCGUGUCCAACUGUGACCUCACCUUCGAUGCUGAUGAACUCGACCAGGCGGAUGCGGUCGUCUUCCAUUUGAUAGACCUCUACUGGUCCCAAAACAACCUUCCGUCCCGUCGACCAGCUGGCCAGAUCUGGAUCCUCUUCUGCCUGGAGUCCCCCGCCUACCCCCAGACUAGAAUCAUCAACACCACUGUGCUGAAUGGCGUCUUCAACUGGACCAUGUCCUACCGCUGGGACAGUGACAUCCCGGUGCCGUACGGGCUCGUCCUGCCGAGGAACUCGCUGUCAGAGGCCGCUCGACAACACGUGCUGCCAGAGGCGGUACGGCGGUCGCUUCCGCUCAGACCUCAACUGCAGCGGAGCCUGAGCCGGCCCAAGACGAAGCUGGUGGCCUGGAUGGCCAGCAACUGUGACGCACCGAGUCGCAGGUCCGACUACGUCCGAGAGCUGCAGAUGUACAUCCCGGUGGACGUGUACGGCGCGUGCGGACCACUCACGUGUGGCCAGAGGGAGUCAGUGAAGCGGCAGGAGGACGACUCCAACUCCGUCUGUGAGGUCACCAUGGCUUCCUACCGGUUCUACCUCGCCUUCGAGAACGCCCUCUGUCCGGACUACGUCACUGAGAAGUUCUUCAGGACGCUGACGCUUGGGGUGGUGCCCGUGGUGAUGGGCGGUGCGCAGUACUCGAAACUGGCGCCAGAUGGCAGCUUCAUCGACGCGAUGCGGUACCGUCCGCGGCAGCUCGCCCAACUGCUGCUCUACCUGGAGAGCAACAACACAGCAUACGAGGACUUCUUCCUCUGGAAGGAGAGCUACGACAUUGUCAGCGCGCACCCGAUGCGGCCGCUGACAUGUGGGCUGUGUCGCAGGCUUCAUGAGGUCACCCCCGGCUCAUUUGUGGGCACGCAUGAGGAGCUGGAUCGAUGGUUUAGCGCCAGCCAGUGCCUAAACUGGUCCCCAAAUCUUUGGCGAUAGUGGUCACCAGGUCUGAAACAAUAAAUGGUCCACGCGCA